Molecule: messenger RNA, 1203 nt
Organism: Talaromyces stipitatus ATCC 10500
Lineage: Eukaryota; Fungi; Ascomycota; Eurotiomycetes; Eurotiales; Trichocomaceae
Product: DUF803 domain membrane protein
Exons: 8
Coding region: 1-1203 (400 amino acids)
Biological process (GO): magnesium ion transport
Cellular component (GO): membrane
Molecular function (GO): magnesium ion transmembrane transporter activity
Source: RefSeq, a predicted model, not a curated record
AUGGUUUCAGACAAGUAUGUCGGACUGGCAUUGGCCAUUGUCUCGACGUUAGCGAUAGGAACUAGUUUUGUGAUUACUAAAAAAGGAUUAUUGCACGCUUCGGAAACUCACGGCUUCGAAGGAGAGGGCUUUUCAUAUUUACGAAGCCCAAUAUGGUGGGGAGGAAUAGCUACGCUGGCUAUUGGAGAGAUUGCGAACUUUGCGGCAUAUGCUUUCGCGCCGGCUAUAUUGGUUACACCUUUAGGAGCUCUAAGCGUUUUGAUCGGUGCUGUGCUCGGCUCUUACUUUCUCAAUGAACGACUAGGCACGCUGGGCAAACUUGGUUGUGCCAUGUGCCUUCUCGGGUCGGUUGUUAUCGUUCUCCAUGCGCCUCCGGACAAGCCCGUUGAAACAAUUGACGAGAUUCUUGACUAUGCCCUGAGUCCAGGCUUCCUUCUUUACUGUGCCGCUGUAGCGAUCUUUUCGACCGUCAUGAUUUACCGUGUUGCGCCAGUUCAUGGAAAGAAGAAUCCUCUCAUUUAUAUUUCUAUCUGCUCAACCGUCGGUUCGGUGUCUGUGAUGUCAAUCAAGGCGUUUGGAAUUGCAUUGAAACUUACUUUUAACGGCAACAAUCAAUUUACGCAUGCUUCAACUUACGUUUUUGCGAUUGUCACCGCUUUCUGCAUCCUUACACAGAUGAACUAUUUCAACAAAGCUUUGAGCGAGUUUUCCACAAACAUCGUAAAUCCUCUCUACUACGUCACCUUCACGACGGCUACAUUGUGUGCUUCUUUUAUCCUUUUCAAGGGUUUCAAUACUACCGACGCUGUGAACACCAUCUCUCUCCUCUGUGGUUUCCUUGUCAUAUUUUCUGGCGUGUAUCUCCUCAACCUGUCUCGACAUGAUCCAGACGGCCGACAAACCCUAGCGUCGAAAGACGACGAAGACGACGGUGUACCUACCGAUGGAAUUGCAAGCUUCGGCACCAGGCGAUCAAUGCAGGCACGCCGGAGCAUGGAUCCCCAUCGGCGAAGCUCCUCGAGCAUUGCGUUCUUGAAUGGACAGGGUGACAGAGAAGGGCUUAUGAGAGCGUAUGACGCCGAGAACGGCGUUAUAGGGUUGACUGAACUGAGAGAGGAAGACGAUGGUGCUCCGGGGUCAACACGCAAAUCGCAUAUCGAUGAAAGCAGAUCAUCAUUUCACUCCAAACAGGACGAUCGAUGA